GGAAAAUAGGCCAUUUGCCAUAAUUGUAGGCAGAAAAAGCCUACUUUUAGUUUUUCUUUUCCUUUUUCGGGCCACCUUCAAGAGGUGAUGGGGAUUUCCCAUUCCCUUGGGGCGGACUAAAAUUGGGUUGUAGCCGAUUCGCGACCACUGAAUUGCGGCGCUAAUCCAAUGGGUUCGCUCAUUUGUCCCAAACCUCGUCGUCUUGGGGAUCCCAUUAGCCAUUCUAACUGCCUUCCCUUGAGAAAUCAAACUGAGACCUUUGUUUCAAAAGGUGGAGCAGAACCUAUUGAUCUCAUUCUCAAAGAGGAUGGUGUGGCUGCAGCACAAUACACAUCUGAUUUGUCAUCAUCCCCUCCUUUCUUCUCUGGUUCGCCGCCUUGCAGGGCUAUGAAUCCGUUAAUCCAUGAUGUUCAUUUUACAAAUGAAAAGCAACCCCGUUUUUCAUCAUCACCAUGUACAUCUACUUCAGCUUUAUCUUCUCCAUCAUCAAGUUGUAAAGGAAGGUGUUCAAGGGCAAGACUUGGGCAAACUCAAUCACCAAAUAGAAUAGAGGGCUUCGACUGCCAAAACGCUCGCAUGGCUGCUAUGGCUUAAAUCUUCCUUACUGAGCAGUAUACGAAGUCGACAGCUCAACACAGUAUAUAGAAACAAAAUUUUUGGAGUAUAAUUAGCGAUUCGUAGAGGGGAAAGUUCUGAUUUUGCUUUAAUGUGCAAAAUGUGGCUCUUGCACAUUUAUUUGAAAUAAGUUGAGAGCUGAUAGUUUUGUUUUUGGGUCCGUCUGUAAAUGCUCUCAAUUGAUUUUGGUGCCACAAACUUUUGACAGUAUGAAAACUUGCAGUAUUGUAUAUAUGUGAAAUUUGAUUAGGCAGUGAUUGAGUUUCAUUU
Nicotiana attenuata is the source of this 885-nucleotide messenger RNA. RefSeq lists its product as uncharacterized. Lineage: Eukaryota; Viridiplantae; Streptophyta; Magnoliopsida; Solanales; Solanaceae. The record is from RefSeq and is a predicted model, not a curated record. The coding region runs from base 169 to 594 and encodes 141 amino acids. The transcript is spliced from 3 exons.